AUGGUGGCAGCUGGUCAAAAGGCUGCACAAUCGCUUACUGAGGAAUACAUGGAAGCGUUGAUUAGAAAUGGGGAUCUUGAUGACUUAGAGCAGGCGUUGGAAGCAGAUCUGCUGCUUCGAUAUCCAGAAUGGCUGGAAGUUAUACAGAAUACCCUGGGUAAUAUUUUGCGUGACGACAAGAACGGCGACUUGGUCGACUUAACCUUGGAAGAGAUUGUGGCUCGGAUCGUCCCAGGCGGAAGCAUCGCUGUGCCCAAAGCUGCCAAGACUGCAGCCAUCCAACGAAUCCGAGACGCCCUACAGAAACAUUGUAGUUCCCCGUGA
Molecule: messenger RNA, 324 nt
Organism: Phaeodactylum tricornutum CCAP 1055/1
Lineage: Eukaryota; Bacillariophyta; Bacillariophyceae; Surirellales; Neidiaceae
Exons: 1
Coding region: 1-324 (107 amino acids)
Biological process (GO): mRNA export from nucleus; positive regulation of DNA-templated transcription
Cellular component (GO): SAGA complex; nuclear pore
Molecular function (GO): transcription coactivator activity
Source: RefSeq, a predicted model, not a curated record